Molecule: messenger RNA, 1797 nt
Organism: Xenopus laevis (African clawed frog)
Lineage: Eukaryota; Metazoa; Chordata; Amphibia; Anura; Pipidae
Gene: lrg1.L
Product: leucine-rich alpha-2-glycoprotein 1 L homeolog
Exons: 2
Coding region: 74-1162 (362 amino acids)
Source: RefSeq, a predicted model, not a curated record
GAGCUAAAAUGUUCCUCCCUUCAAGCCCACUACUUAAACAUAACUAAUGUAAUUCUGAAAAUCUAUUUUGCCCAUGGGGCAACAGCUCAAACAAGACUUAUUGACUCUUACCCAGAGCAAGAACACAGCUAAAGGUAUUCACAGACUGAACUCAGGUAUGUCUCUCAUUGUUGCCAUUGUGAUCUUUCUACCCUAUGCUUUGGGCUUAACAAAUCCAUGCCCUUUACUCUGUAAUUGUACAUCUUCUCCCAACAUUUCUGUGGUUUGUACAUUGAAAGAACUAGACUCGUUCCCCUGCAGCUUCCCUCUACCUACCAUUUCCAUCUCUGUCGAAUUCACCAAUAUUACUUCUCUCUGCAAUGGUUCUCUCUCAGAGCUGCCAAGCUUACAAGAGUUGCAUCUUUCCAACAAUGCACUGGAAUCUCUUCCUACCAAUUUUCUCAUCCCAUUAAACAGUCUGCACACCCUGGACCUCACUAACAACCUCAUUAAGUCUAUUUCACCAACUUUGUUCCUGGAUGUACCAGCUCUCCGUUUACUGGUGCUUAGGGGAAAUUUACUGACAAAUCUUUGGAUAUCAAAAAUUGCAAUACUGGAAAACCUGAACUGGCUGGAUUUAUCCCACAAUCAUCUAAAAGAAGUGGAUUCUAUGAGCUUCUCCUCUCUUUACAAAUUAGAGACUCUUGACCUCUCAUAUAACCAGCUGCACCAGUUGCCAUCAUCUUUGCUUAAAGGACUGCCUUUGUUACAGCGCCUGAACCUUGAGGGAAACAAUCUCUCCUCAUUACCCCCUGAUUUCUUUGCAGCUACUCCUUUCUUAAAACAUGUGUUUCUGGCACAAAACUCCCUGCAUUUUUUACCUGAAGGUCUUCUGCUGCCAGUUAUGUCUCUGAAAACUCUUGAUUUAUCAGAAAACAUACUCAAAUCACUUCCCUCUGGCUUUCUACAAGAUGGCAAAGGAUUGGAGGAGAGUAUGGAACAGACUCUGGACCUAUCGAAUAACCCUUGGCAUUGUGACUGCAAUUUGUUAUCCUUGCAUCAUUGGGUGACUGAGCACAAGAACAAUCUAUAUUCCAUAGAUAACACACAGUGUGCAGGACCUGGUGCUUUAAAAAACUGCACUCUGCAUCAGGUGAAAGUGUUAGAAUUGUGCCAAAAGUAAACUUAAACACUAAGGGGCAGAUUUAUCAAAGGUCGAAUUUCGGAUAAAAAAAACGACCAACCGAAAUGUGUUUUAAAAAAAAACAAAAAACCUUUUUUUUAUUUGGGCGAAUAGGCUGUUUUCGUUUGAAUCGUACGAAACAAAGUAAUAGCACAUUCAAACGAAUUCGAAUCGAAGUUUUUUGAAAAAAAACCUUUGAUUGACUACAAAUAGCUUCUAGGAGGUCUCCCAUCGGCUUAAACAGGAAUCCGGCAGGUUUUAGAUGUCGAAUGGUCAAAGUCCAUGAUAAAUUUCGAUAUUCAAAUUUUUUUCAAAUUUAAAUCGAAUUUGGACUAUUCCCUAAUCGAAGUACACAAAAAAAGCUUCAAAUUCUAUUUUUUUUUAUUCUAAUUUUCACUUCGGCUCUUGAUAAAUCUGGCCCUAAAUCUAAAACAAUUGAAACAAAAAUUACAAAAAUUAUUGUAUAAUCCAUUUAAUGUUAUGUUGCCUAUAAAGUACCAGCAGAUCUGAAGACAGUUUCAGGCUAUACAUGUUAUAAAUGCACACAGGGGAGAACAUCAUUUUAACAAAUAAAAGGGUAAAGGCUCUACAACUAGACCUAGCAGUGAUUAUUUAAAUAAAAAGAUGUAAAUGAA